AAACCCAGGACAACACCCACAUUGUCCCACGGGAAGACCUCACAGUUGACAACAGCAAGUGUCUUUCUCUUAACUAGAAUAAAAUCUGUUAAGGGCGGUCACUACUUAUCCCGGGGAAACAGGACUCGGGGUAACGGGCAACGCAGGCCAUGCUGGCUGCUCCCUUUGCCCAGCCUGUGCCCUCCACGGCUGCACAUGUCGUAGCCGAUACUCGGCUAAGCAAAUGAGCUCCAUCCACACUGUUCAGCCGCCAGAGGACCAAGUGCUGAGGCACACCGUUCCCUGGAUGAAGCUUGAAACCCUGUUCCCUCGACCCCGCGUCUCCAUCAGCUGCUACGAUGAGAUAUGCACCAGAAUUAAAGAAAUCCCCUUCUCACCUCCUGAAGAAAUUUGCAGUGUGUGACAUUCCUCUCUACAACAUAUGUGACUACAACAUCACCAGAGACCGGUGCAAGGAACUCGGGUGCUGUUUCUACAAAGGCGUGUGCUAUGAAAAAGCGGUUCCCAUCUACGUGCAGGUGUUUUCUGCCUUGAUCGUGAUCAUUGCUGGGGCCUUUGUCAUCACUAUCAUUUACAGAGUUGUUCAGGAGAGUAGGAGAGAAAAGGAAGUCCGCACGGAACUGCUUCCGUCACCCAUGUCCAGCAAUCAAGUGGAAUUGACGCUCUCCGGCGAGCAGGUGGGGUCCAAGGCUGGGAGUGCGGAGCCGUUGAACAGGAGCAAGGACAGCAAGGAGGAGGAAGAGGAUGCAACACUGACAAUAAUGGAAGAUGAAGAAACCGAGGACUGAGGUGCACGACGGAGGCAGAGUGAAGGUUGGCAGAAACACCCAAGUGAAAUGGUCCAGCUGGCGAACCGCUGUGAAGUGUGUGAUGGAAACAGCAUCAAUGAUGAGACAAUAAAGGUAUUUUAAAUGCUU
This is a messenger RNA of Panthera uncia (snow leopard), 917 nucleotides long. It is a transcript of the gene TEX29, whose product is annotated as testis expressed 29. The coding region runs from base 339 to 788 and encodes 149 amino acids. The transcript is spliced from 6 exons. NCBI's taxonomy places the organism in Eukaryota, Metazoa, Chordata, Mammalia, Carnivora, Felidae. The record is from RefSeq and is a predicted model, not a curated record.